GCAACUCAUCUCUCCGGACUUGUAGUCUGCUUUCGCGCGGUGCCGGCGCCGUUAGCUUAAAGCGAGUUGCUAUCGCGCCGUGACACGUGCCGGCUGUGCGAUCCAGCCGCACUCUUUUCUACCAGUAGCACUGCCAGCUCCCAUCGGCCUGCUUUCCACAGCGUGCACCACCGCCCUUCCACACCGCAGCACUCUGCUGCCUUAUCGUCGUUGCUCACCAGUAAACGUCCACUUAAUCUUAGAAAAAAUUUGAAAAAAAAUAAAUGCAAAAUGAGUAAUACAGUAAGGGCAAUGAAUAAUCGUGCUCUGCAGAGUCACAACUUUAUUUUGAAAGAUUUUUUCUUUUGUUUAGCAUACAUUUCUCUUGCACAAUCACUUGAAGACAGCCUGUGCUUGUUAUCAUUCAUAUAACCCAAGUUAUUUAUUCACAUAUUUCUCUUUUCCUGUUUGAACAUCUAGUCAAUACGUUCCAGAAACCUCAAUGUCCUUCCUCUGCAAGUUCACAUUUUUGUAAAACAGUCCCUCUUUACUGGUGCGACAAACUUCAGCACACUUAUCUAGAACCUGUUGAUCCAUUCACCUCAAACUAGUUUUUCUUUUCCCAGGCACCCAAGCUUGUCUUCAGGCAGAAUCAGAGCAAAAGGAAAAAACAGCAAGAAGGCAGUGCUUUUGACUCCAAAAAGCUUACUGAAAUACUAUGGGUAAGAACUUUGAAGGAAGGCAGUUUACUGGCGUGAUUAAAUUCACACCACCGUUAUACAAACAACGCUAUGAGUUUGUUAAAGAUUUAGUGAGGAAAUACAAACCAAAAAAGGUGGCAGAUUUAGGAUGUGCUGACUGUACACUUCUCUGGAUGCUGAAAUUCUGUAACUGUGUUGAAGUGUUAGCUGGGCUAGAUAUCUGUGCAGCUGUGAUGAAAGAGAAAAUGCAUAGGUUAACUCCUCUUCCUGCUGAUUAUUUGGAGCCAUCUGAGAGAUCCUUAACUGUGACUUUGCAUCAAGGCUCAGUUGCUCAUAAAGAUCCCUGCAUGCUUGGUUUUGACUUGGUAACAUGCAUUGAACUAAUAGAGCACCUGCAAGAAUCAGAACUAGAGAAGUUUCCUGAAGUGGUGUUCGGUUUCAUGGCUCCAAGCAUGGUUGUGAUCAGUACUCCAAAUUCAGAAUUUAAUACAUUGCUUCCAGGAGUGACUGUUUUCAGGCAUCCAGACCACAAAUUUGAAUGGGACCGAGCACAGUUUCAAAGUUGGGCUCAAGAUACUGCUCAACGCUAUGAUUACUCAGUGGAAUUCACAGGUGUAGGGAACCCCCCAACAGGAAUGGAAGAUGUCGGUUUCUGUACCCAAAUAGGUGUGUUUGUUAGAAAAUACCCUCAAACUAGAGAACUUGUGCAGUGUGAGAAACCCACUGAAGCCGCUUACAAAACCGUCUUCAAAGCAGUGUAUCCGAGUCUUAAAGAUGAGAAGUACCUGCAGAAUGCGGUGGUCAGUGAAGUUAUGUUCAGAGCACAAAUCAUUAAGCGAAGUCUGCUGGACCAUUUACUGUCAGAAUAUGAGGAAUGUGAUGAUCCUACAGAGAGAAAAUUGAAACUGCAAUGUUCAGUGAACUGUUUCUCAGAAGAUUUUGAAACACUGGCUGUUGAAAAAAGCAUGGAGCCAUUCGUCAGUGGAAAUGUGGUUUAUAUACCUCUGAGAAAAAUUUUUUCUUUUCCCAAAGUAAAUCAGCUCUGUGGCACUUUUGAGAAGUUUUGCAGGCUUAUUACUGGCAAGGUCACACUGAACAGUGAUUGUUCUGCUGUGAUGCUCCAUACUGAAAAUGAAAACGAAGAGAAUUAGACUGGUUUUCUUACUUCAAGUUCAAUGUAAGUAAUGAAAGCAGUGAUAGUAGUAGCUGUAGAUUGGUGUGUUCUGGAUGCUAAGUGGAACCAUAAAAUCAUUCCUAAACUGCUCAGGAUGCAUCUGCCAGCUUUAUUUUUUUCCAUGAAUGCCAACCUGGCCUCAGUUUUGAAAACCUGUAUUUUUGUGCCACCAGAGGUUGUUCAAGUCUGCAGUUUGUAUCUCCUUCACAGUAUCUUUGGUGGCUUGGAAUGAGCAAGUAUUAAUGUAACUAACUUAAUGUCUAUGAAAGAUGUUUCACACUUUUCUAAAAAUUAAAAAAA
Messenger RNA from Meleagris gallopavo (turkey), 2154 nucleotides. Lineage: Eukaryota; Metazoa; Chordata; Aves; Galliformes; Phasianidae. The record is from RefSeq and is a predicted model, not a curated record.